Chilo suppressalis (striped riceborer) is the source of this 827-nucleotide messenger RNA. Lineage: Eukaryota; Metazoa; Arthropoda; Insecta; Lepidoptera; Crambidae. The record is from the annotation of a GenBank genome assembly.
UCUGCCUUUGCCUUACAUAAGAUGGGAAAAACAGAUAAAAAAAAAGUAUCUAUCAAAGUUUUGUUUUGGUUGUUUUGUUUAGUUUUGUGUUUUCAUUUACUUUAAAUCAGUUUUAUUUAGCAAUGAUUACAGAUUUCGCCAAAGAAAAAGUCUUUUGGACCAGAAAAAUGAAUCUGAAAUUGGUAAAAUUCAUUGAGAGCCAUCCGAAUAUCUGGAAUCCUAAACAUCCUAAAUAUACAUCCUUACCGUAUAGAGACAAAACUUAUGCACAGUUUGCGUCGAAAUAUGGAAAUGAAUUUACCGGUAAAGCAGUGAAAGAACGUUGGACUAAUAUAAGAUCGACUUUUGCUAACUAUAUGAGGAAAUUGAAUGCCAGCCGUAGCAAAGGAGAUGGUGAGGAAUAUAAAAUAAAUUGGCACCUAUGGGAGCCCUGUCAAUUUUUAUUGAAAGUUAACCGAAAAGGACCACAGAAUGCAGUCAAAGUUGAGCAAAAUGAUGAUGAGAAUACAGAUGAAUUUGAUCAAAGUGAGGAAGGGACAUCAACGGACAACAAUUUUACAGAAACUUUGGAUGGACCAAAUAACAUGUGUAUGAAUAUAGCAAAUAAUCUAGCCAUGAUUUUAAGGGGAGUCCAAAAUGACACAUUUGGUUUAGUAAAUACUAAACAUGGAAAAAUAGGAGUAGCUGUCUCAAAAACACUGGCACAAAUGAGUUCUCAUAAUGCUGCCAUAGCAUCAACAAAAAUAAUGCAAAUUCUAUUAUUGUAUGAUAAAGAUAAUCCAGAAAAUCCAAAUAAUUAUAAAAUCGAGAAUAAAGACUUAUAAUCA